GUAUUUUGUAUUUAUAUUUUGUAAGCAGUGACAAAGUCAACAGUCAACACUAAGUGCCAAUUGUUGGUGGAGCGCACAUAGCGUUUUUACAAAGCAAAUGCUUUGUGUUCACAUUCCCCGAGGUCAACCCCAGUGUCUAUGAUCAAAUUUUGGUCACAAUUUUGAUCAAACCAAUCCUGCAAUGGCCAGUGGAAUCCUCUCUUCCGUGCUCCGAUUGGCCGACAAGCUAUCGUCGUCCGUCCGGCGAUCGCUCGCCGGCGCGGCCUCCUCCUCCUCCUCCGACGCACCGCAUGUCGUCGAAGACGAUCUCAAGAAGCUCAAAUGCACCCUCGAGGCAAUCGAAUCGGUGCUUCGCGACGCCGAGAGGAGGGAGGUGCGCGAGGAGUCCGUCAAGCUCUGGCUGCGGGAGCUGAAGGGCGUCGCCUACGACGCCGAUGACGUUCUCGAUGAAUUCGAAUACGAGCUGCUCCGGUCGCGCCGCAGUUUCAGUCAUCCCCCGAGUAAGCCCGGGCGCAAGAGAAAGCAUGGUGAGGUGCAAGAGCUCGCAACUCUCCCCUCUCCUCUCGACGAUGCUUCUUUUCGACGUCGCAUGGUGCUCCAGAUCAAGGAGAUCAAUCGGCGGCUCGAUGCCAUCGCGAGGGACCGCACCAGGCUCCGGUUAACGGAAGCAGACGGGCCUCGUCGGGCGGAGAAAGCCGCAUGGGUCUCGACGAGCUCCCAUGCGCAGCCGUCGGAGAUAUACGGCAGAGAGGACGAAAGAAAGAAGUUGGUCGAUUUAUUACUCUCCGCCGACUACGGCGGAAGCAAUGUCUCGGUUGUUUCGAUAGUCGGCAUGGCCGGGGUCGGCAAGUCCACCUUAGCUCAACUUGUGUGCAGUGAUCAAAGAGUCUCUCAGCAUUUUGAUGUGAAGGGAUGGGUAGGAGUGCAUGAGAAUUUUGAUGCAAAAAGGUUACUGCACGAGAUUAUCUUCUCAGUUACAAAGAGCCUGUGUGAUCUUAACGAAAUUGGCGCGUUGGCAGAGCAUUUGAAGGAGAGGUUGCAGGGAAAGAGAUUCUUGCUUGUGCUAGAUGAUGUUUGGAAUGAGGAGCAAGUGUUGUGGGAGAGACUCAGAUUGGCGUUAUCGUCGGGCGCCGCAGGGAGCAGAGUUCUGGUGACCACCAGGAUCGAACCAGUCGCUCGAAUCAUGCAGUCGGCCGCGGCGAUCGAGCUGAACUGCUUGUCGGACAAUGACUGCCGGUCGUUGUUCGAAAGAUGGGCGUUCGACGGCCGCGAUCCGAAAGCAAACCCGCGCUUGGUUGAGAUCGGCAGGAACAUCUCAUUGAAGUGCAGAGGCUUGCCUUUGGCGGCGAGGGUGAUGGGCGGGCUUUUACGAUACGAGACCGACGAGGAGAGUUGGAUCGAUCUCUUGCAGAGCGAUGUUUGGGAUCUCGACGAGACCGGGAAUGCGAUCCUGCCGGCCUUAAAGCUAAGCUACCAGCACCUGCCGGUGCACUUAAAGCGGUGUUUCGUUCACUGCGUGGUGUUUCCGAAGGGGUUCGUGUUCAAGAAGGACCCUUUAGUUAGGCAAUGGAUGGUUCAGGGAUUCAUUCAAGCAGCUGAAGACGACGACGACAAAGCGCCGGAGGAUGUCGCGAGCGAGUACUUCGAUGAGUUGGUGUCGAGGUCAUUCUUUCAAUACUCACUGCUAGAAUUUGGCGAAGAAGAGAAGUUUCUGAUGCACGAUCUCCUUCACGAUUUGGCGCGGUACAUUUCCGGGGAAGAGUGUGUUGUGACGGAGAAUUCCGAUCUCUGUGAUCUCUCCGCAGAAACUCGGCACCUAUCUCUAACUCCCUACGGUUCGAACGUGAAAAUGGAGUUCAAAUCGGCGGCGAAAGAAGUUCCUCUGCGUUCGCUGCAGCUCAUUUACACAGUUCCAUACUUUUACGGAGGAGCUGCAAUGUUGGACUUCAAUCUAGCUCAAAUUAAGCUUCCCACCGAUUUCUUCUCGAAAUUUUUAUGCUUAAGAACGCUGGAUUUGGCCUACACUGCAAUAGAGGAACUCCCAGAGUCAGUGAGCAAUUUGAAGCACCUCAGAUACCUCAGUCUCAGAAACACUAAGAUCCGCAAACUCCCCGAAUCUGUUUGUAAAUUGUGGUACCUCCAAACACUCGAUCUCGAAAACUGCAGCGAUCUUUGCGAGCUACCGAGCGGAAUCGGCGAGCUCGCCGAUCUCCGCCAUUUGUUGUUACCAUCAAUAGAUCAAUCCUUUGUUUGUAUUCCAUCUGGGAUAAUGAGUCUGACCAAUCUGCAAGAGUUAUCAGCAAUCAAUGUAGGCGGAGACGGCGCGCAUUGUGGCAUUGGUGAGCUCAAGAACAUGAAGGAUCUCCGCGGAGACCUCUACAUUUCCGGGCUCAGGAAUGUAGCUCGUGGUGGGGACGCGAAACAAGCCAAUUUGGAAUCGAAAAGCAAUAUUCAGAGACUGACGCUGGAUUGGUACGCUCACCAAUCGGAUCGCAAAUGUAGUCAUUCGAAGUUGAGUUCGGACCGUGGAUACUACGACACGAAGGCGAUCACCGCACCGUGCGAAUUCUUCGAAGAUGAGAGUGUAGUUCUCGAGAAUUUGAGACCUAAUGCUGAUGUUGUUGUACUUCACAUCCGGAAUUACGGUGGAAAACAAUUUUCAAACUGGCUGGGUGAUCCAUCCUUCUCCAGUCUCCAGACACUUCAGCUUUACAUGUGCGAGAAGUGCGAGUAUUUGCCGCAGCUUGGCGAUUUGCCGUGUUUGAAGAAUCUGUAUGUGAGAGGCAUGCCAAGUGUUCGGCGAAUUGGCCCAGAGAUUUGCAGUGGCGUUAAAAAGUUCGCGGCAUUGGAGAAGCUGGAGUUCGAGUGGAUGCCGGAGUGGGAGGAGUGGAUUGGUGUCGGAGAAAGCGCCUUUCCCCGGCUUGACGAGUUAGCACUACUGGGCUGCCCGAAACUGAAGCAUUUCCCCGUGACAAUCGCUCCGUCGCUAGAAAAGCUGAGAUUGCGAGAUUGCCACCAAGUCGCGGCCUUUCCGGCUCCACAUUCUCUAACUAGUCUUUCUAUAGCAGGCGCAUGUCAGGAAACGAUUUGGUCAUGUAUUCUGAAUCUCCCAUUACUCGAGGAAAUGGAAGUUGUAUGUUGCGAGGGACUAACCGCGCUUCCGCUGUUCAAUAUGCCCGCUCUGAAGACGCUGGCGAUCGAAGGGUGUUCGCAGCUUGUGAGUAUAGAUUGUGGAGGAUGCGCACCGAAUGUUUGUGAUGUUGCAUCUUCGUCGACUUCUUCGGCAGGGACGCUAGUUGGGUUGCACAAUUUGGUGUCUCUCGAGGUGCUGAAGAUUGAGGACUGCCCCAUGGUGCGGUUUGCGGAAGAUGAGAGGCUUCCGCCGAAGCUGAAGGAGUUGGAUAUUUCAUGUUGCCCGGCGCUGAUGGAGUGGUGCCUUGGACCGAAAGGAAGUGCACAGUUGGCUGCAGUACCAGAGGUCAUUGUCGAUGAUUAUGAUCAGGAUCUGGUGAAUGAAAUUGUCAUGGAUACAAUGAACGAAGAGAGCGAUACAAUGAAUGAAGAGAGUGAAGAUGGAAUGGAAGAUGAUUAAGCAAACUUCCUUGUGCGCUAUGCAAGGUCGAGGUACAAGCCUACUCAUGUUCCAGUAUCAAGAACCUCACUUUUUGGUCUCUUUCUCCACUUCUAGCUAGCUAUGCUGUGCAGAUACUGACGGAAUUUAAAUUCGAAAUGAAGUUAUUAGCACUGUUACACCAGUUCCUGUUUGGCGCAAUUAGAAUUUCAGCAGAAAUGCUUGUCAUGUAAAGAUCUUGAAGAAUCGUCGUCGAGAUACCUGUAAACAAAUUCGAUACAGGAUUAUGCUAAACUUAGAAGCAAAAGCUCGAUGCUAGAGCUCUUAAUCUUUGAAGCCCAGAAGCUUAUUUCAGCUACUGUUGCUCCUGUUAGAGUCUCUACACUUUCUCAUGAUGUAAAUGAAUUAUUAUCAUAUUUAGAGGUCAAUGUACAAUCGCAAUACGAAUGGAAUAGUUUUUCGGUA
Messenger RNA from Ananas comosus (pineapple), 4036 nucleotides. RefSeq names its product putative disease resistance RPP13-like protein 1. Bases 182 to 3592 code for a protein of 1136 amino acids. NCBI's taxonomy places the organism in Eukaryota, Viridiplantae, Streptophyta, Magnoliopsida, Poales, Bromeliaceae. The transcript has 3 exons. Gene Ontology annotation, biological process: defense response to other organism. The record is from RefSeq and is a predicted model, not a curated record. Gene Ontology annotation, molecular function: ADP binding.